AAAAUAUUGCAGUUGUAGUUUUUGAAUAUUCGUCGCAUAGUAAUACAGCAGAACACGUUUUCCCACUAGAUUUUGGGUUUCUUUAUUAGUGAUUGAACGUUUGAGGAGAAAACUCUGCGAAAUUCAUCAUCGUUUUUGUUGCUAGAUUACUUUCUAUUAUAGGUUAUUCCUUUUCGCUAUGGGGAAUUGAUAAUCUAAAAUUUAAUCAUUACUAUUUUAAAAAAAAGUUGUUCUUUUUGCUUUAAAGAUUCUAUUUUUUGGAUUGAAAUAGCGUUAAAAAGUUUGGUUUUCAGAAUAUUUUUCGUAUCGUUCUUCUUGGGCUGAAACUUUUUCUUCUUCAUCUGAUCAUCAGAGCCUUCUAUUGUCAGGUCAGCUAUUAUUAUUAUUCCAAUUCCAAUAUAUUUCUUUUAAUUGUUUUUUGAAUUUGAGAAUGCAGAUUGAGUUGGAUCAUCUGAACUUAGAAAAUACUUUUUGUUCUGCCGUGUUCAAUAAUGUGUUUGAUUUUAUUGAAGUAUUUGGUCUUCCUAAAUUCGAGAUUAAUUUUUUAGUUGGUAUUUGAAUGGGGUGACUUUGAAACCUUGUUAGUUCCCCACAUUUUAUUUGAUUCAUUUUUGAGGAAUGAGUUUCUUGGCUUUCGGUUAAGCUUCAUUUGGCUAUCUGUUCUCUAGAAGGUUGCAUACUGAAAUACAAUUUUUUGAUCGAAACUUCUACUACAGAUUGCUUCUUGUUUGUCGGUAUCAAAUUGUUUUGAUUUAACUUCUGAUUUCUUAAGAAGAAUAGAUGUGAGAUCAUAACUUUGAGAGAAACGAGGAUUUGAAAGUCAUCAAAUUCAACUGGACAAGUAUUAUGUACAAAGCCUAGGUUCGAAUGUCACCUUGUUUGCUUGUUAACUAGAGUUAUUGAAAUUGGGUUUGUUUAAUUUUCUUGAAACAAAUCAACUGGUUCUGGUAUGAACUGGUUCUCGUGAGUCCAAAUUCCAACUCUAAUUAUAGUUAUUAUUUAGACAAUUGUUUUAUCUAGUUAAUUUGUUGCACUGAAUACCAGUGCAGACAACAGAUUAUUUCUAAUUUACUGUUAUCUUGUUAUCUCUAUUUGUCUCAGUAAGUUAUUGCUUGAACUAAACUGGACUUUUGUGAGGUUUUCCUGUCCUGUCCGAUUUGUUAUAGUCAAGUGAACAGAAAAAACCUGUGCUCAAGUAUCAGUAGAUAGUUUCAAAUAGAAGAGAUAUAUAGUAAAAGGCGCUAGGUGAAGUUGUAUUGAGUAUAUCGAUAGGUAAAGGUUCACCUAAUGGGCUGGCUUAGCAAAAUCUUCAAAGGUUCGAACCAUAAAGUUUCAGAAAGGCGGUAUGAUUGGAGAUAUGGGGCAGAUACUGUAGAUAAUCAUCAAUCUAAUUCAUUGAAUUCUUUGUCAGAGACUGAAGAUAUGGACCGUGCUAUUGCAUUAUCUCUUUCGGAACAAGAUCAGAAAGGAAAAUCCGUGAUUGAUUGGGAGCCUCAAUUGAAAGAAGACGAAUUACUUGCCCGGGCCAUUCAAGAGAGUUUGAAUUCCGAAUCUCAGCCUGAAAUGUGGAGUAGAAAUGGAAAUGGAUACGGAUAUCGAUAUGGAUAUGAUAACCUUUACCAACCUAUAACUAUCCCUUAUUCCACCAGCUUCAGGAUUUGUGCUGGUUGUAAUCAGGAUAUUGGCUAUGGAAGAUAUUUGAAUUGCAUGAAUGCUGUCUGGCACCCGGAAUGUUUUAGAUGCCGUGGAUGUAACCAACCAAUAUCUGAUUAUGAGUUUUCAGUUUCUGGAAACAGUACAUAUCAUAAGAAUUGCUACAAGGAGGUUCAUUAUCCAAAAUGCGAUAUAUGCAGACACUUUAUUCCAACAAAUGCAGCUGGUCUAAUUGAAUACAGAGCACAUCCUUUCUGGUCUCAGAAAUACUGUCCUAGACACGAGCACGACGGAACUCCUAGAUGCUGUAGUUGUGAGCGAAUGGAGACAUGGGAUGCAAAAUUUGCAAUCCUCAAUGACGGCCGAAAGCUGUGCUUGGAGUGCUUGGACUCGGCUAUUAUGGAUACAAAUGAGUGCCAGCUCCUUUUUUACGAGAUACAGGACUUUUUCAAAGAAUUAAAUAUGAAAGUUAAUCAAAAAGUCCCGUUGCUCUUGGUCGAGAAGCAGGCGCUCAAUGCAGCCAUUGGCGAGGAGAGACAUGGGCAUCAUCACAUGCCUGAGACACGAGGCAUUUGUCUAUCUGAAGAACAAACAAUCAGCACUAUAUUGGGGCGCCCGAGGAUUGGAACUAGCAAUCGCGUGAGAACCGAACCUUAUAAGUUAACUCGCCAUUGUGAAGUGACGGCAAUUCUCAUUCUAUAUGGUCUCCCAAGGUUGCUGACUGGGACAAUAUUAGCUCAUGAGAUGAUGCAUGCUUGGUUGCGGCUGAAUGGUUUCCGGAACCUGGGACAGGACGUGGAGGAAGGCAUAUGCCAGGUCAUCGCGAGUAUGUGGCUGGAAUCACAGAUUCUGUCCAUGUCAGACAGCAACCAUCCGUCCACGUCAUCAUCGAGAAAAUCGGGCAGGUCUCCAUUUGAUAAGAAACUGAGCAAGUUUUUCAAACACCAGAUUGCAACAGAUACAUCUGCUGUGUAUGGGGAUGGGUUCAGAGCGGGUCAUCAGGCUGUGCUCAGGUUCGGGUUGCAGAGGACGUUGGACCAUAUGCGAAAGACAGGAAAGUUUCCUCAUUAGUAAAUAAAUAGUGACAGAUUAGUUUUUCUUUUUUUAUUAAUUUUUUGAUUGUUUUCUUUUUUUUUUUCUUUUGUAUAUUUUUUUGUAAAAUUUGGGGUUGGCCUUUUGAUUAUUUGCAAUUAAGGCUAGUCACUUGUCAAAAAGUUUGAGAAUAGGUUUAGGGGAUUGUUUUUGAAUUUUGUAUAGUUAGACUGGAGUCCUUNUUUUACGAAACGAUAGAUGAUAUUAUAGCACUCAAA
Molecule: messenger RNA, 2963 nt
Organism: Striga asiatica
Lineage: Eukaryota; Viridiplantae; Streptophyta; Magnoliopsida; Lamiales; Orobanchaceae
Source: the annotation of a GenBank genome assembly